This is a messenger RNA of Oryza sativa Japonica Group (Japanese rice), 1731 nucleotides long. RefSeq lists its product as uncharacterized. The record is from RefSeq and is a predicted model, not a curated record. NCBI's taxonomy places the organism in Eukaryota, Viridiplantae, Streptophyta, Magnoliopsida, Poales, Poaceae. Gene Ontology annotation, biological process: protein prenylation. Gene Ontology annotation, molecular function: protein prenyltransferase activity. Gene Ontology annotation, cellular component: cytoplasm.
GUGUCGUUGUUUGUCCUGCUGCUUCAGAGUUCAGCUGCAUCCCCGUGAACACAUCCUCCGCCGCCGCCGCCGCCGAUCUCCAUCCAUCCCACGAGCGAGCAGGGGUGUCGUCGUUCGUCCUACCGCUUCCGCCGCAUCCUGAUUUUGAUUUGGCACUUGAAGCUUGUGUCAGCACACAAGGUAAAGAUCCUAGGUGUAUCCGCCACUGGCCGGGGUGGAUCUGGUACGACGCAGAUACCCCCACCAGCACAGAUUUCGCAACAACAGAGAAGAGCGAGGUGGGGCAAUGGAACAAGAAGCAGUGACAGCUUUGGUGGCCGAUCAAGAGGAAGUGGCGCAGCUCGGGGAGGGUAUCCUCCACCACUUCGAGGAAAUCCUCCAUCAAGACCCCCUCAUAGAUGAAGUGGGGUUCUUGCACCCAACAUAGUUCCAGUCGCUAGAACACAGCCAAACUGGUUAUUGGACAUCUCAAGCACCUGAAUGUCCUCGGAGAUACCUCUGGUGCAAAGACCACAAGCUUGCCAUAUCCAUGGAAAUCCUACCUAAGCUCUACCGUGCUGCACGGCAUGCAUACUCCAAUUCAGCAGCAGCCAAGGAUGGUCCACUCAUGGAAAUUGAUCUGAUGAGGCACAGCAAGGCAUUGCUCAUUCUUUGCCCUGACAUGCUCACUGCAUGGAAUUCGAGGAAGAUGGUACUAUCAGUGAAUUAUGAUUUCACUAAACUCAAGGAUGAGCUGCAAUUGUGUGCCUUGAUCCUUUCAUGCUCACCAAAAAACGAAAGCACCUGGAGCCAUAGGAGAUGGGUGAUCAAGAAGGUUUCAGAACACAACCAGGAUGUGUCGGAGCUUAUAGAGAGGGAAUCUGUACUAGUGAAAGAGAUAGCAGAGAAAUCAAAGAUGAACUACCGUGCGUGGAGGCAUCGCUGCUGGCUUAUUCCCUACAUGACAAGAGAACAGGUUCUGAAUGAGUUAAAGAAAUCAACAAGAUGGAACGAGUUACAUGUCGCUGACAACUGUUGUUUUCACUACCGACGGUCCCUACUGCUUGCAUUACUAGACAGUUGCCAUGUAGAGGACACAGAAGAUUCCCUUGAUAGGAAGUCAGAAGUUCAUUUACUGUGGAAGGAGGAACUGACGUGGAAUCAGAUGCUUAUCAGACGCUACCAAGGGAGAGAGUCUUUGUGGAUCCAUCGUAUUUUCCUCUCGCAAUGGUGGGUGAAGUUCUCGCUCAGCAGUGAGGAAACAGAGUGUGCUGCAGGCACUUCGCUGGUGGACCUCUUCCUAGCCCAGGAGAUAUACCUCCUGUCAGACCGCCUGAAUGCUCCUGCCGAUGAAUUUGGUGAGGCAUGUGUUCAAACUGAGCUUGCAGCCCUCUACAUUCUCUGGAUAUCAAAGCAAGUUCCGGCUGUGAAACUAAAGCUGGAAAAAAGGCUACAUUCGGUGGGGAGCCUGGAGGAUGUCUUAGCAAGGGCCUGCCCACUAUUGAAAGCAGAACAAGGACAUGCAUUGCAGCAUACGUACAGAGUUACUGAUGAAACGACGACAUAUGGUUAUCUAGUACUGUAGCCUGUAUGGUCUAAUAUGUUCAUUGUUCUGCUUUUCUGUUGCAGUCUUCUUUAUGUAGUGGAAAUACUGAAGAAAUGGCUAUGCACAUUGUACAACAAAGAGAAACAUGUAUGAGAGUUGGUGCAUUUGUCCUUUUUUCUUGAUUAGAAGAUCGUUGUGAUGCUUCA